AUGCCGAUUUCAGAAGCUCCAGAAGGGAGGCUAAAGCAAUUUAAGUACCGAGGCAGAGAUGCAUCUGUGAGGCGGCAACAGCGGGUGACAGUCAGUCUGGUGCUCCGAAAGGCCAAGAAGCAUGAACAGGUCUUAAAGAGAAGAAAUAUCACUAGCUGCUCCUCCAGCCCAUCUUGCGAGACUCUGGCCAAAGGGGAGUUUCAGAGCGUCAGCCUCACCCUGGAUGAAAUAGUCAAUGGUGUGAAUGGAACAGACCCAGACCUAUGUUUCCAGGCCACCCAGGCAGUCAGGAAAAUACUGUCCAGGGAAAGGAACCCUCCCUUGAAACUGAUUGUUGACGCAGGGCUCGUGCCCCGGCUGGUGUUCUUCCUGAAGUCUUCCCUUUAUCCCGGCUUACAGCUGGAGGCAGCCUGGGCACUGACCAACAUUGCCUCGGGGCCCUCAGAGCUGACCCAAGCUGUGGUGGAAGGGGGUGCCAUCCAGCCCCUGGUUCAGCUUCUGACUUCGCCCAACAUGGUUGUGUGUGAACAGGCAGUAUGGGCCCUUGGUAAUAUAGCAGGUGACAGCACAGAAUUCAGAGACCUUGUUACUUCAAGCAAUGCCAUCCCACCUCUGCUGGCCCUGGUCUCGCCAACCAUACCUAUCACAUUUCUGCGGAACAUCACGUGGACAUUGUCCAACCUGUGCAGGAACAAGAACCCGUACCCUUGUGCUCAGGCCGUGAAGCAAAUGCUGCCUGUCCUCUUAAACCUCCUGCAGCACUGUGACACCGAGGUCCUCUCAGAUGCCUGCUGGGCCCUGUCCUACCUCACCGAUGGCUGCAAUGAGCGCAUUGACCUUGUGGUUGGCACGGGAGUCCUGCCCAGGCUGAUGGAGCUCAUGACCAGCUCGGAACUCAAUAUCUUGACCCCCUCUCUCCGCACGGUGGGCAACAUCGUCACAGGAACGGAUCAGCAGACACAGAUGGCUCUCGAUACGGGCAUGCUGAGUGUGCUCCCCCAGCUCCUGAGACACCCCAGAUCCUCCAUCCAGAAGGAGGCGACCUGGGCCCUGAGCAAUGUGGCUGCAGGACCCAGGCAGCACAUCCAACAGUUGAUUGAUCAAGGCAUACUGCCCAUCUUAGUGGCUGUACUGAAAAACGGAGAAUUUAAGGUCCAGAAAGAAGCUGUGUGGGCAGUGGCUAACUUCACCAAUGGAAGUACUGUGGACCAGUUGGUCCAGCUUGUCCAGUCUGGAGUCCUGGAACCACUGGUCGAUCUGCUCACUGUCCAAGAUCCCAAAAUUAUUGCCAUCAUACUUGAUACCAUUGCCUACAUUCUCCAGGUAGCAGAGAACCUUUGUGAGAAGGAGAAGGUCUGUAUUCUGCUGGAAGAUCUCGGUGCGAUUGAUAAAAUCGAGGCGCUGCAACUUCAUGAGAACCAUCAUGUUAGCCAGGUAGCUUUGAACAUCGUUGAGCACCACCUUUUGGAGAUUCUCCUUAGUCCUGAAGAUGAUUAA
Messenger RNA from Chrysochloris asiatica (Cape golden mole), 1497 nucleotides. It is a transcript of the gene KPNA7, whose product is annotated as karyopherin alpha 7 (importin alpha 8). Bases 1 to 1497 code for a protein of 498 amino acids. Gene Ontology annotation, cellular component: cytoplasm; nucleus. The record is from RefSeq and is a predicted model, not a curated record. The transcript is spliced from 10 exons. Gene Ontology annotation, biological process: NLS-bearing protein import into nucleus. Gene Ontology annotation, molecular function: protein binding; nuclear import signal receptor activity. Lineage: Eukaryota; Metazoa; Chordata; Mammalia; Afrosoricida; Chrysochloridae.